UGAAUGAGCGGCUUGGAUUAACGGUGCCGGUUUUGUGAUAAUAUUUGUAGGAAAGGAGGAUUCCUCGUAUUGAACUUGGAGCAAGAUGGGAAAACAGCGUUGCCUGAAUUUUACUGGUGUUCCCUUGAGUAUAAGCUUUUCAUCUAGUGUAUACAGGAAGACUCUCUGUUGUUCGAAUAUUUUCCGAAAGGACUUUUAUGGCGGUAGAAACCACAGCCAUCCGUUCUUAUGUAGGCCGGGUCUUUGGGAAAGGAAUUCUGUGCUUCGUCAUAACUAUCCUGAAAGACAGUUUUUGUCCGCUGUUCACGACGUGUCAGAGUCCUCGCCACAGGGAACUGAUGACAAUAAGGUUUCAAUAGAAGAGAGGCAGAAGAGAAGAGUUUAUGUGGGAAAUAUUCCGUACACUGUUCGCUGGCAAGAAAUAAAAGAUCAUAUGAGAGAAGCAGGUCCAGUUCAGUACGUUCACCUGUUUUUGGAUAAAUUAAAACGGUCGAAAGGCAGUGCCUUGGUGGAAUAUAUGACGGAAGAAGCGGCACAGAAAGCUGUUGAGUUGCUUAAUAACUCCGUAAUUGCUGGCAGGUCACUUGUUGUGAGAGAAGAUAGAGGCUCUAUAUUUCAGGAAGGAGAGCGCAAGGUUUAUCGGCUCGUGUUUCGACACUUGGUACCUGAAAUGCGUUGGCAAGAGCUUCGUGAGCGUUGUAAACCUUUUGGAAAUGUCGUUCGAGCUAUAAUUCGCCGUUCCACUACAAACGAUGAAGCUUAUGGUUUAGUAUUUUUCCCACAAUUCGAACAGGCUCGAAAAGCACAAGAAGAAUUGAACGGCACUAUGUGGGAUGGACGUGAGGUCGAGUGUGAAUUGGAAUACGAUACACAUGACGAGCGUAGUAAAGUGAGCUCAAAACAAGAAAAUGGUACGAGCUUCUAGAAAGUCAGUUUCAAGAGAAUAAAGUGAAUAGAGCACUC
Molecule: messenger RNA, 963 nt
Organism: Galdieria sulphuraria
Lineage: Eukaryota; Rhodophyta; Bangiophyceae; Galdieriales; Galdieriaceae
Exons: 4
Coding region: 86-925 (279 amino acids)
Cellular component (GO): nucleus; cytoplasm
Molecular function (GO): mRNA binding
Source: RefSeq, a predicted model, not a curated record